AUGUUGCUCCCAAGGAUACGGGCUCUGCCCACGGGCUCUUCGCCAGCCAUUGCCACCAUCGAGACCGCUCUGUCGGCUCUGCGCCUCUCGUCGCAAGCAGUCACAAACACCACCAGCAUUGCCGUACGCCAUGCCUCGCACAAGGCCCAGGGAGCCGCCAACUCUGCAAAGGACGGCGCAGGAAAGAGAUUGGGUGCUAAANAGAGUGGAGAACAAUACGUGAUCCCGGGCAACAUCAUCUUCCGCCAACGCGGCACCAAAUGGUUCCCUGGCGACAACUGCGCCAUGGGCCGCGACCACACCAUCUACGCCACCCAACCCGGCUACGUCAAAUACUACAAGGAUCCGCUCAAGCAUCCCAAGCGCCAAUACAUUGGAGUGGUGUUUGAGCGCGCCCAAGUGCUGCCGCAACCACCCCAUGCAGUGCGCAGACGGCGCUUGGGCAUGUUGGCCUACCAGAUGGAGGGCCCACACCUCGAAUCUUCACUGCAAGGCGACCUCGUCACCGGCCCCGAGACUGGACUUUCUGGAAACGCGGGCAUGGGCGCAGCUUCUGCGUCAACCAUCCGCGAGCAACCCAAGGAAAACAAAGCAAAGGUGGUGGUCAAGGACAAGAGGACUGGUGAGGUAGUCAGGGCGACUCCGACAUUGAGACCUGGAUACCAGUACCGUGCUGCAAACUGGGAAAUUGGAAGGGCUGCCGAGAGGGCUGGCAUCAGGGUCACGCCGUUCAAGCCCGGCAACAGAUUCUUGGCUUGGAGGAAGGCUGCCGUGAGGAAGGCGAAGAAUGCCGAGAGGAGGGGUCUGACCAGAAGACGUUGA
Messenger RNA from Aureobasidium uvarum, 822 nucleotides. The record is from the annotation of a GenBank genome assembly. Lineage: Eukaryota; Fungi; Ascomycota; Dothideomycetes; Dothideales; Saccotheciaceae.